UUACAAGUCAAAUUCUAUCACACAGUGCCAAUAACUCAAGGUGAACAUCCUUGAGGAUAAUUUUGUCGUGUUACAUAAUAAAAAGGGUGAUUCUAUUCAAGAACGACAGCGAAGCUCGACGAAUAUUUCAGAAUUCACGCUUUAGGAAUCGAAGGGUUUGAUGGUGCCGUUACUCUCCCUUCCUCCGGUCACGUGGUGCACCCAGGAUAGUUGAGUUCGAUUAAGUUCGAGCCGUGUCGUUGUGGAUGUCACAGUUGAUCCGUCGUCUAGAUUGAGUCUAGACGGGUCGAGAUCAUAAAUACCGGAGAAGAGCGGCUGACGGAAGAAGGAUAUCGGUGCAACACCGUAGUGAUUGCCGGUGCUUUUUAGGUGUCCUUAGAAAGGUUCGUCGGAAUCAUUAGGUGGACAUUGAGUGCGGUUUGUAAGUGACGUAGAAAUAUAUAGAGCCGGUGCGGGACGAGGCGAAUGCCCACUUCGGACACGCAUACCUUAGCGCCUUUAAACCUCUCAACCUUUCAACCUUUAAGCUCUUUAAACUCCUUAAGCCUUAUCUUUAUUGCACGGGAGGACACCGCGGCACUCUCUCAUAUACAUACCAACGGACAUAUCCGUACUCAUACGCUACUGUCCGCCGAACGCGGCCUGGCAAAGCCUCGGUGAAGCACCAAAGUCCGGGAUUAUGGCUUGCAUCAGAGCUCCAAGGUCCGUACAAGGCUCAACCGACGACGUCAAGAUCGACCCUACUACCCGAAACAUUGUACAGAUAUACACAGACUGGGCGAAUCAUUACCUGGAGCGAGGCGGUUCUCGUCGAAGGGUUGCGGACCUCCAGGCCGACCUCUGUGACGGGGUUUUGCUUGCCGACCUCGUCGAGGCUGUCACCAAUCAGAAAGUAAUUGACGUCAAUCGAAAGCCGAGAAAUACGCAACAAAUGGUGGAGAACGUGAGCUUGUGCGUCGGGGCGCUUCGCGCACUCGGUGCAGACGUUGGGGCGGUGAAUCCCGGUGAGCUUGCCUCCGGGUCCACCCUACGCCCCGUCCUGGCCCUUCUCUUCGCCUUGUCGCGACACAAGCAACGGGCCAAACAACUUCAAGACAUGCCUCGAUUGCCUUCGCCCUACAACAAGCAGGCGGGUGUCGCCGGCCCGGGAGGUCAGGGUGGAACCAGCAUCCCCUUGCCUGCGACGGUCGCUGCCACGAGAAGAUGUCCUCCGGACAAAGUCAGGCCUGCACCGUCGCCGGCUCACCAAACGCAACUCGGACUGAAGCAUGGAAACGGAGGGAUAGGAAGCGCCAGCAGCUCCAGGAGCACGAGUCCUAGUCAACAGCAGCCCCCUCAGGGUGGCCUGUCCUUCAUUCCCCAGCCGAGAAGUCAGAACCCUGCGAACAGGCAUCCUCCAGCAACUACUCCAAGCCCGCGGGCCUCGACCGUCGGCCGACCCGGUGGUCUCAGGGCGCCCCAGGCCUCGCCGUACGCAGCGCCGCAGCCGACGGUACAGCAACAGGGGAAGAACUCGGUUCUCGACAAGUUCAAGCUCUUCAACAACAAGGAGAAGAAUCAGGAACGAAGCAAAGCGUCUUCCGGCGUUUCAAAGCGCACCUCAAGCUCGUCCGGAUUCUCGUCAGCGAGGUCGGAACACUCGGACAGCUCGACUUCCCUCUGUGACCAGAGCAAGGUUCAGGUAGAAUCGCCGAAGUCGAGAGCUCUCAAGUCCAAGCUUCAAGCCAAACCUGCUAAACAGGCGAGCCCCAAGGCAGCGAGGAAGGAACAGGCCAAGGCGCAGAGCAAAAUCGCGAGGACGAAGGGUCCCGAAAAGGGUCUCGCCUACACUCCGCCCGUCGAGGACGCGAAAACCAGCAAAAUCGCCAACAUCGCGCCGAAGCUCGUCUCGGACAAGAAACUGAGCAAUGCGGAAUUCCUGAAGCCGACUAGUCAGGCCCAGAAAACAAACGCCGCUCUGACGGCCCCGAAGACAGUCGCACCUCUGCAGGAAACUAAGAUCGUUGCAAACCAGAAAUCGGAAACGAAACACGCCCAGCGGCCGAAAAUGGAACUUCCGGGCAAAAUAUCCGACUCGAAAAUUCAGCUCCAAGGUCUCAAGGGCCCUCCGAAUGGACUGAACAAGGAUAUAAUUGCUCAGAAGGCAGUCACCCCGAACAGCAACGGUUUCAUCAAGCAAAACGUCCAGGAGCACAAUUAUUCCGGGUCACCGAUCUCGCCGAGCCACGGACAGGUCUCGCCCUUCGAUAAAACCAUGUCAAUGAACCAUUCGAACAUAUCGGACGCGCAGAAUCAUCACUUGGAGACGAAUCAGCAGCAACAGCACCACUUUUCGACGGUCGACGAGGGCAACGAGAAGCAGUAUUUUGCGGACAUAACGCCCUCGGCGCAAAAUGGUAAUCAAAAAACAACUCCCACCGAAACGCGGACCGCGGAAGCUCGAACACCGAACCAAAAUGAGUCCUCGACAAAAGUCCCGAUGUCACCGGUUUCUCUUCACGUCACGGACAGCGGUAAUCAAGCCGAUAAUUACAACUCUGGGCAAGGUGACAACAGUUCGUGCCAAAAGAAAAUCAAGUCCGACGCCAGUCCCUCCGGUCAGGGAUUCGAAACGCCCCCGAACAACUUGGGCAGUAAUUUGGGAAAUUCGAUGCAAAAUCUCGCUCCUGGGUCCAGCAUUCCUAAACCCACCGCGCUCGUCAAGGGCACCUCGAAACCCCCCAAGGAUCCGUGCAAUCUCGGCACUCCAACGCCCAACAAGUACAAGGCUGACAGCUUGCACCGGAAGCUUGAUCCAAACACGGUCGCCAUGGUCUCUCCGAUGCCCAGUAUUUCCGACCUAAUGUCCGAGAGCUCGCACAGCAACUCGAACAGCACUGGGCAGAGUAACUCGAGCGAUAGCAGCGUCAUAUACAGGCCGAGCAGCGAGAGCGGAAGUGACAUCAAAACCAUUCCAAACAGGAAAAUCGAGACUACCUUCGAACAAAUGGAAAAGGUUUUAUCCGAAGUCCCAAAUUGUGGAGGAGGAGGCACCGUCGCCGAGGAGGACACGGAGAUGACGGUGAAGCCGAUGCAGCCUCUCCUCCGCGGGUACACCCCGGGUGCACGAGGUCUGCAGACGUUGCCGAGCAGAACUACGACGCGGCAGUACACGGUGCUCCAUUCCUCGUCGCAUCACCACGUCGGACACGUCGGUCACGAUUACGCGGACAGUGAUAUUGCCUCCGGGUAUCUGAGCGACAGGGAAGUCCUGAGGGGAGGAAUCGGCGUCGGUGGCGGACCCGGGGUCGGAAGCCGAACCUUGUCGGACCUCUGCGACGGUUACAUAUCGGAGGGUGGCGCCCCCCUCUACGCUCGAAGAAUCAUCCCCGAUUAUUCUCACGAUGACCGACUGGUGAGUGGUUCGAGACGAGAAUUGUCCGGAGUUAAAGAUCUGGUGUCUUCUCGGAGGGUCCAGAAGAGGCCGUCGGGCGCCGGGAGGUCGGAUGGUGGUGGUCUUUUAGGAGGCUGUAGUGGUGGAAGCGACGCCCUGGCCGAACUCACCAUCGAGGAACUGGCCUCCAUACCCGCCGCCAACCACGCUGGUCAUCCCUCUCAUCACAAGAGGGUGCCUGGAGGCGGUAGCGUGGUUGUGGGGGGUGGCGUUGUGAGCGGGAGUGCCACCCCCCAAGGACCAGGUGUACAACAGCAGCAGGGCCACCCCGCUGGGAACAACGUGGUACACAGAGUCGUCAGUUCGAGGCACCCAGGCGGUCACCACCACGUGAAAAAGUCUGACAGCUCGCAGCAAACUGACACCUCAGCGUUCAAGCAGCCCCAACAAAACAGCAACAGCUCCAACAGUAACUCGAACAGCCAACAAUGGAAAAUGUACAUAGAGGCUGGCGCUGCGAGAGACAGGGACCCGACUGGCCAUCCGGGCCCACCCAGUCCUAGUCCUUCCAGGCGAUCUCAGGACAAGCAUCGGAAACAGGCAAUGGCGGAGUACGCGAACGGGGAGAAGCCACAGAAGGUUUCUUCCGGUACCUCGACCAGCAGUGGCGGUAGCAGCAAGGUCAGGGGGGUUCCACAGAGCUUCGGAUACGUCAAGAGGCACAGUGCCGGAACCAGUAACACCAAUGGUUCGCAAAACGGAAGCAAGGAUCCUACCAGGACGGCGCAGGUCAGCGCUGUUCCUCGUACGAAGGUCAAGGUGUCGGGUGGCACGCAGACCUGCACUACCGAGCUUCAGGCGAACUCUGGUCAAAAUCAAGGUCAGGGUCAAGGCCAAGGUCAUCACUACAAGAGCUACAGCCUUACGGGGGCGAGUGCCAGCCAGUUAUCGCAGUCGGUACGGGAUCGGCUGAUGCUUGGUUCUCAGAGCCUCCCGAAGCCGGGAAGCCCCGAGUUCACUGCCCUCUUUGCCGCGGCGCACCAUCGCGGCGGUGCAACGUCUUCCUUCACUCCGCGGGUUCUCAAGCCCUCCGACGGUAGCCUCAGCGACACCUGCAGCAACUACGCUGCCCCCGAUGUCCAGGGAUAUUACACCGGCAGCAGUCCCUACGCCACCACAUCAUGGAUGCGACAUAGCAACACCUACACACCCAGCGGACGCAGCCAAGGUAUGGGCCUGUGUGAAGCGGACAGCGUCGAGUCGCUUGGCUCCCAUCGAGCCAGUUUAACCCACGCCCGCCUUCUGAUGCACCAGAGGGAUUCCACCGGAUCACCAGCUCCGCCUCGGCUGAACAGAAGCAACUCGAUCAGGUCAACGAAAAGUGAAAAAAUGUACCCGUCCAUGCUCGCCCGAGGAAGUGGUGCGUCUUCCUCCGUCGGGGAGGAGGUUGGGGUUGGAGUUGGGGUCGGUGUCGGGGUCGAGCCCUACUACAGCGUGCCCGUAGGCUCAGCGGGAUGUCCUGGACAACACUGGUCUCAACCAACAUCACCGACACCCACGCACGCUCCAAGGCAACACCCGAACCUCUAUCAACACGUCCACAAAGAUGACGACAUUCACGGGUCCUCGGUGUCCCUGGUCUCAACUGCCAGCAGCCUCUACAGUUCAGCCGAGGAGAAGCAGGCACACGAAUUGCGCAAAUUGAGACGCGAGCUUCUUGACGCACAAGAAAAGGUCCAUUCCCUCACCAGCCAGCUGUCGACGAAUGCCCACGUUGUAUCUGCCUUCGAACAGUCCCUGUCCAACAUGACCCAGAGGCUGCAGUAUCUCACCGCUACCGCCGAGAAAAAGGAUUCCGAACUACAAGAGUUGAGAGAUACGAUAGAGCGACUGAGGAAACAAAGUGCGGAGGCUGGACUGAAUGCGUCGAAUCAAAAUGCCGCGACGAAUGGACGUCGACAUACCCUCGGUGAUUCGGAAAGCACAACCGGGUGCACGGGAUCGAACAGCAACCAUCAAGGGUCUUCAAUGGCGAGGCAGUUGUCAGCGGACAGCGUGACAUCGUUGAAUUCUUUGAGCAGCGCCUGCUCAGCCAGUAGUCAUCACAAGAAGAAAGGAUGGCUUCGAAGUUCCUUUUCCAAGGCGUUCUCUCGCUCGCGGAAAAACCGUCACGGCUCUGUCUCAGACGCCGAAGAUUGCAAGGAUGGACCAGGCGAAAUGAGCGCACCAAACAGCCCAAGGUUACCCACGGCAGCUAAACACGAAUCUCGAAGUCAAACUCAGGGCCCGAGGAGCAGCGGGCAAAGAUCUCCGGAGAAUGAAAACGGAAUGACGGGUAGCAAGAGUAGCUCUGCGUUGUACAAAAAAGAGGAUGAGGAUGUUGACGAGCUGAAGAAACAAUUACGGGAGAAAGACAUGGUUCUUACCGAUAUUCGGUUGGAGGCUCUUUCGUCGGCACAUCAGCUAGAAUCUCUGAAGGAUACAGUUAUCAAAAUGAGGAACGAAAUGCUGAAUUUGAAGCAAAAUAACGAGCGUCUUCAGCGUUUGGUAACAUCGAAAUCCUUGACCUCCUCACAAUCAUCGUUGCCAAGUGAUCCUGAACGAAGAUUCAGCAUGACCGAGGUUGCCUCAAGCGUCGCGGCAAUGUCGAGCGGAGGCAAUCAUCCCCAGGGUACCGAUCAACUCGAGGAUUUAUCCGUUCCGGAACAUUCGGUCGUUCAGACAGCGACGACGAUGACGAACGAACCUCCGAUCGAGCAAGACACCGACGGAAAGAGGAUCAACGUGGCGGUUUACCUCGGAAGUGAACGAAGCUUCAAUUUGAACGUGAUCGGAAACACGUCGACAGACGGAAAGAACGAGCCGGCUCAUUGCGUGAUCGCCAGUGUCUGUAUAUCGAACAAAACCACUUGGGAUUCUCUCGAUGCCACCGUAAGACGGUGCUUCAAAGAGUACGUCGCCAGGGUAGAUCCGGUGACGAAUCUCGGCCUCGGAGUUGAGUGUAUCGCCGCUUACCACCUCGGCGAAUCUUCCCGCUGUACCGCCGACUCUCAGUUACCGGAAUUACUGCCGUGUGGUUACCUGGUCGGUCACGUAAGGACGAUCUACUUGGUUUUGUCAGGCUACUCGUGGCUUGCCGUCGAUACCUUGAUUCCAAGAUCCAUAGUUCAGCGGCUGGUUUCACUCCUCACGGAACAUCGCCGUGUUAUACUGUGCGGCCCUAGUGACACUGGCAAGAGUUACCUCGCUGGAAAACUCGCACAUGCUUUAGUCGACACCGACACCGAGACGAAGUAUGCUGCCUCGGUUGCUACUGUAAACGUAGAUGACAAGCCCAGCAAGGAACUCAGGCAGUAUCUUGCCCACAUCGCUGAACGGUGCGAUUCGAGCGCUGCCGAUGAACUACCUCGCGUUAUCAUUCUAGAGAAUUUACAACAUGCCGCAUCGCUCGGUGAAUUGUUUAGCGGGCUACUAGGCACAAGGCAUUCUUCCUGUCCGGCCAUUAUUGGCACCAUGAGUCAGGCCACAUGUAGCACUACCAAUCUUCAAUUACAUCAUAAUUUUAGGUGGGUUUUGUGCGCUAACCACAUGGAGCCGGUCAAGGGUUUCCUGGGACGUUACCUUCGACGAAGAUUGCUGGAGCAUGAACUGCGGGAAUCGGGGGGAACACGAAAUGCAAAAAUGGCUGCAGUCGUAGAAUGGAUUCCCAGAGUUUGGCUACACGUGAACAAAUUCCUCGAAACACACAGCAGUUCUGACGUCACGAUCGGUCCACGACUAUUCCUAUCCUGUCCGAUGGAAGUCGCGGGCUCCCAAGUCUGGUUUACGGGCGUAUGGAAUUACUCCGUGUUACCGUAUUUGGUUGACGCGGUAAGAGAAGGACUGACCUUAUACGGUCGGCGAAUUAGCGGAAAUGGUAACGGAGAUUCUCCAUGGGAAGAUCCUACCCACUUCAUCACAUCCAGCUACCCUUGGGUUGCACCCCACGCCGUUCAUGGCGGGAGCGAUGCUCUCCAUCGAAUGCGACCCGAGGACGUCGGCUAUGAUGUUAGUUCGGCUCAUAAUUCUGGCGUUGGUGCGUCCAGCGUCAAGAGCCUUGGCAGCACGCACAGUGACACGGAAGGCGAUCCGUUGCUAAACAUGCUGAUGCGGCUACAGGAAGCAGCCAACUAUUCAAGUCCGCACAGUAACGACAGUGAUUCGGUUACGUCACUGGACUCUUCACACACUCGGCACUCCGAAGACCUGACUUGCAGCUCUUCAACCUCCUCCUCCAGAGGCGUUGAAUCUACGCUUUAGAGUAUAUGAAAUGAAUCGCCAUGUCGAAACUACGAAAACGAUAUUACAAAUUUACUAACUAUCGCUAAAUUUUAGAAGAGAGCGUAUAAAUGUCAAGAUGAUUGCUGAAUUCAGGACUAGGAAGAAAAAUACGCAUGUUAAAAACGAGUACAUGCUGGUUUUUGUUUUAUAAUUUUAUUUUGAUCAUAAUUACUCAAAAAAUGUCUGAUGUUGAAUUGAUAGUUAUAAAAAUUUAUUCGUCAAUCAAAAGAUUUUUAAAUAAUUAUGAAAACUCCUGAGAGUUAUUUUUAUUUGUACAAAUAUUUCUUCCAGGUAAGAUAUUUUGUUUGUGUAUAUCUACGAUUGAAACGCAUGAGAAGCUAAUUUAUUUGUAUUUCAGAAUCGCAAUAUAAUCAUUUUAAAUAUCGAUGAAUAAGUUGGUUACAAAUUCUAUUACUUUCCCAACUUACAGUUUAAGAGUAAGCUUCAUUUUUUUCUCUCAAUAGGUGAGUAAAUGAGUGAAAAAUUAGAAUGUACUAUGUAGGCGGUGAAUGUUUCUCACUAGUCAUAUUUCAAAGAACAGAAAUCAAUGGUCAUAACUUGAACGUUUCGAUUAAAAUAAAGUCAUAACGUCAAUUCUUGACACUGUAUUCAGCAGCUGUAUUUUUGCCAUUUAUCAUCGCUACUAUUGUUGUUCGUAAAUAAUACUCUUGACUAUUGACGCAAGUAAAGCUCUCGUCUCUCCUCCAUACUAUCAGUGAUUGUGUGUUAAUUGAAUAAUAAUAGAGAAAAGAACAAAUGUUAUCCAUACAAAAUUUAUUAUACAGCACCAUGCUGAAGUUGGUAUGGAUAGCUCGUGUUGUUGGCUACAGAGGCCUAGGUAGAAUAAUAAGAAGAAAACGAAAAAACGAAACGCCUUUUCAAUACAACGUAAAUCGUAGUAUAAAUUUCAUAUAGGAGGCAUCGUCCGGUCAAGAUUACCAAUAGUAUGUACAAUACCUGCAAUUGUUUUCCAUUCUUGUAAUAUUUAUCAAUCGCUUAAGAAUUGCCUCAAUGUUGAUUGGUAUUACUAUAAACAUAAACUGUGUACAUAUUUGUAGUGCGAUGCUCGAGGUCUAUAUUUCUAUAUGUAUAGGCGAUUGGUAUGAAGAAAUAUGUUCAAUUGAAAUGUGGAAACAGAAGAGUCAAUUCUAAGUAAACAGAUUGCAAAAUCAUUUAACCGCCAAGUGAUGAGUCCACGAAUAUUUUUGCGAUUUUUUAAAAUUAGUAUGGUAAAACACGAUGCAAUAAGCUGUGCUGCCAUUACAGUAGUGUGAUUGUAUUUUAAAACGAAUAUACUAUCAAACGAUAUGUGAGUGUCGCAAUAGUUGAUAAAGACAGAUGCGUACUAAACUAUAAAUUCGUAAAAGCAUCAAUUAAUCAUGUGAAAAUUCUUAACUUACAAUUUUAGCCGUAGAUACACACUACAGUAUUAUCGAUGAAAAUGAAGUUUACUUUAAACUGGGUGCUUUAAAUUAAAAUCACUUAUGCAGUAUAUAUUUAUUACUAUGCAUAUUAAUUGUUCCCAUUCGUCAUUCAAUUUGAGCUGAUAUCUCGACAUAGCUUCAAGGAAGCUGCUGCACAAUAAAAAACUAAAAAAAAUCGAAACCGUAUCGAUUGCCAGUGUGCAGUAUAUUUAUAACAUAGAGAACUAUCACGGGUCGUUUCGCCAAAGAAGUCUAAAGGAUAACAUACAUAACUGUGCAAAAUAGUUUGGCACCCAGGAUGAAGUAACAUAAUCAGGAUUAUACUUGCGCAAAGAUAAAAUCAUUAUUUAUACAUAAACAUGCUAUAAUAAAUUUUAUUUAAUACAAGUUGUUAAUAUAAUGAUAUAAUAUAUGAACCAAAAUAACGACGGUGUAUAUACAUAUAUGUAUCAGUGUACAUGCAUACAAAACGCGUUUGUAUCUAUAUAUAAAUAUAUAUAUAUACGCAUGCAUUUAUUAAUAACGGUGGCAAAACGCUUAGUUUAAGAUACAUGAGUAAUUCUGGUCAUAUAAUAUUGUAAAUAUCUAUACUCAUAAAUCGAAUGAAAACUAAGCGAAACCAGACGAUGUUGUAUAGCCCGUUUAGAUCUGAGUGGUCUUUGCCGAUAAUCAACUGAUGGAAUAUACGUCUUGCUGCGACGAAGUUUCCGGAUUCAAACUUGAACGCCGUGAAGUUUAACAUUUUUCAUAAUAUUUAUAUUGAUAAUAAUACUAACGAUGAAUUUAAAUUCGCCUAAGACCCGAGAGGAGGUGAUCCAAAUGGACUAUACAGAUGAUAUAUUUAAUUUAGAUUAUUGCGUCUCGCUCACUUAGGACGCGCCUAAAAACGUAAGUUAUAAUGUAACAUGUAAUCAUUAUACAGUCACGUUUACAGGUUUUUUUACGUUUUUACCGUAUUUAUACGCUAUAUAUACAUACGGCACUACACACAAGUUCUACUCGGAUGAUAACGUUAUUGUGUCACGAAAUAAAAACAUCAAAUUCUGUGAAA
Messenger RNA from Neodiprion fabricii, 10168 nucleotides. RefSeq names its product protein sickie (gene sick). The transcript is spliced from 21 exons. Gene Ontology annotation, biological process: neurogenesis; nervous system development. Gene Ontology annotation, molecular function: protein binding; ATP hydrolysis activity. The record is from RefSeq and is a predicted model, not a curated record. The coding region runs from base 680 to 7672 and encodes 2330 amino acids. NCBI's taxonomy places the organism in Eukaryota, Metazoa, Arthropoda, Insecta, Hymenoptera, Diprionidae.